This is a messenger RNA of Zychaea mexicana, 1517 nucleotides long. RefSeq lists its product as uncharacterized. NCBI's taxonomy places the organism in Eukaryota, Fungi, Mucoromycota, Mucoromycetes, Mucorales, Lichtheimiaceae. The record is from RefSeq and is a predicted model, not a curated record. The transcript is spliced from 2 exons. Bases 151 to 1314 code for a protein of 387 amino acids.
GUCAUGAUGUCCCACUGCCAAACAAAACAAUCAGAGGAGUUUUUAUCUUCACUUCCUUUCUUUUCCAGUUUAUUUUCCCUCUUUCUCUCCACACCCCUCGCACUCUUUCUGUUAAACACCCCUCAACAUCAGCAGAGCAACAUAUAAAAAAUGCACCCUGCUGUAGUUGCGGUUAUCGUGGUUGGAGGCGUAUUUGUCCUUUGGGGCGGAUACGAAGUAGGUCGUCGACUGUUAGAAGACCAUGAAGAACGCAGGCAAUACAGUGAGUAUGUCCGAAGAUACCAACGAGACUUUGAGAAACGCAAUAUAUCUGGUGAUGAUGACGAUGACGCCUCCAGUACUUUAAGCGAUGACGACAACAACGAUAGUGACACUAAAAAGCUCAACAUGUGGCAUCGAGGAUACGAAAACCUGCGACAAAGGCGAGCGCGACGAGCAGGCUCGUCAUCUAAGUCCAGUAUUAAAAGCAGCACCAGACGAUCGUUCUAUGACCAUGGAGACCACGAAGAAGGAAAUUUGUACCAUUCUGCGUACGAGUUGACGGAAAUGGAAAAGAGUAUUUUGGACAGACGACAGCGGCUUCAAAUGGAACAAGCAAUGCUUGACGAAGCGGAGCGUGACCUGCAGCGUCGCCGAGAACUCUUGGCAAGUCGUGUAAACAGCGUCAACGGCUUGGACACUACGAUGGUUAGUAAUAGCACUACAUCGGCCAACAGUAAUGACAACAACCCAUUUUUUCGUCCGCCUGUCGUUCAGGAACUAGACCAUCCACGUCCGAACUUUGAUGAGAGCAUGCCUCCAUCUUUCUUCUUUGCUCCUUCCCAGCUAACGGAAGUAGCCUCACCACUACCGUUACCUCCAAGACCUGCUUCUGCUGCUUCUACUGCUUCGCAACAGCAUACUGAACGUAGCGUCGUGUACGACUAUCAUGACCACCGCUCCUCAGCAUCAUCUAGCAGCAACAACAGUGUAGUUUCCUCCUCGUCUUCGUCCUCCCAUCCAUCCAUGUAUCAAUCGACUGGCGGUCUUGACGCAUCGACAGCACAACUCGGCCCACGCAUUGACACUAUCCAAGCACCCACCAAUUUGACAUCUGCUGAUGCCGAUUGGUCAGACGUUGCAUCCGUUUCUGGUAACCGAUCUCGAGCUGAAAGCGACUUGUCAGAUGAAUUCAGUCAGCUCAGUAUGCACUCCUCAAAUCAUGGUGGUGUCGGCAGCAGCAAUAGUGUUGGACGUCCUAGUUCGGUUAGCGGUGAAAGCAGCAUUUCUUAUGACAUGCUCAGCUUUACUGAUUAUGAUGAUUCUCGAUCCUAGUAUUUGUAACAAGUACGCUUCUAUUUUUGUUGGCGUCGCCGUCCGCUCAACGUUUACCAUCAUUAUGAAUACAACCUGCUUCUCCCAAAACUAGCAGCUGUUUCUUACACCACGUAAUUAGUAUAGCCUCAUUACCCUCAACUACCACAUGUACUAUAUUUGAAAUUGAACAAAGUAUAAGUCCACGAUGCUCUUGAUUACCC